Molecule: messenger RNA, 5362 nt
Organism: Hemiscyllium ocellatum (epaulette shark)
Lineage: Eukaryota; Metazoa; Chordata; Chondrichthyes; Orectolobiformes; Hemiscylliidae
Product: laminin subunit gamma-3-like
Exons: 28
Coding region: 45-4760 (1571 amino acids)
Source: RefSeq, a predicted model, not a curated record
AGAAGCGGAGGCGGCGUGGAAGGGGGAGAGUGCGCUGCAUUGCGAUGGCGCCGGUCCUGGUGGUGCUGCUCCUGUCUGCCUGCAGUGCCCAGGCUGCGAUGGAUUCCUGCUACGAGCCGGCCACAGGGACAGCGCAGAGGUGUAUGCCGGAGUUCUGCAAUGCUGCUUUCGGCAGGACGGUCCUGGCCAGCCAUGUGUGCGGCUCUCCGGGGCCGGAGGAGUUCUGCCUGCAGACCGGGGUGACGGGGGUCACCAAAUCCUGCCACCUCUGUGAUGCCCACAGCAGCCACAAUGCCAGCCUCCUGAAUGACUUCCACAGUGAAGAGGAGCCCACUUGGUGGCAGAGUCCGUCUAUGCUGCACGGAGUCCAGUUCCCCAACUCUGUCAACCUGACCCUGCAUCUGGGCAAGUCGUUUGAGAUUACCUACAUCCGGCUGAAGUUUCACACCAGCAGGCCUGAGAGCUUUGCUAUCUACAAGAGGACCCAUGAGGAUGCCCCCUGGACUCCCUACCAGUAUUACAGCGCCUCCUGUCAGCAGACAUACGGCCAAUCCACCGGGACCUUCCUGAGGGCAGGGGAUGAGGAGCGGGUCCCGUUCUGCACUGACGAGUUCAGCGAUAUCUCCCCCCUGACAGGGGGGAACGUGGCUUUCUCCACCCUGGAGGGGAGGCCCAGUGCGUACAGCUUUGACUCCAGCCCUGUGCUGCAGGACUGGGUAACAGCCACCGAUCUGCUCAUUUCCCUGAACCGACUGAACACCUUUGGAGACGACAUCUUCCGGGAUCACCGGGUGCUCCGUUCCUAUUAUUACGCCAUCUCCGACUUAUCAAUCGGUGGCAGGUGUAAAUGUAAUGGCCAUGCCAGUGAGUGUGUGACCAACGAGCAGGGCAGGCUGGUGUGUGACUGUCAGCACAACACAUCGGGCGUAGACUGUGAGAGGUGCCAACCCUUCUACCACGACCGGCCCUGGGCACGGGCAACUGCUGAGGCAGCCAACGAAUGUCUCCCCUGUAACUGCAGUGGGAAAUCGGAGCAGUGCAUCUUCAACAUGGAACUGUACCGCCGGACUGGCCAUGGCGGGCAGUGCCUGAACUGCAGGGAUUACACAGCAGGAUCCCACUGCGAGACGUGCAAGGAGAACUUCCACAGGAGUACUGCUGAUGAGAUGUGCCAGCCGUGUAACUGCAGCGUUGUGGGGUCACUGAGUUUACAAUGUGACCACGAUGGAGAUUGUGUCUGUAAAGCAACUAUCACGGGGAAGAAAUGUGACCAGUGCCAAAAGGGCUAUCACUCUCUGUCGGAGGGAGGUUGCAGAAAGUGUGGGUGUCAUCCUGAAGGCAGUAUUGGUGAUUGUGAUCCGACCAACGGAGAGUGUACCUGCAAGCGGAAUGUAGAGGGAGCCCUGUGCCACAGAUGCAAGUCAGGAACGUUCAAUCUACAACCUCACAACUCUGACGGCUGCAGGCACUGCUUCUGUUACAGUCACUCCGCAGCCUGUACAUCAGCCUCCCACUUUGCUGUUCAUCACAUCGUCUCCAGCUUUCAACAAGACCCAGAUGGUUGGCGGAGACAGAGCCUGGAUGGAGAGGAGUCCUCAGUCUCCUGGGAGAAGGGUCGGAUUAGUCUGAUUCCAGAAGAUGGGGAAUGGGAAUAUUUUGUUGCACCGGCCAAGUUUCUGGGGAACCAGCUGCUCAGCUACGGCCAGAACCUCUCUCUGCUUCUGCACGUAGAAAGUGAGGAUCUUCCCUCCUUCACCAUAGUUCUGGAAGGUUCCGGAAUCCAGGUCUCUGCUUCAGUUUCCCCAACGGUGCCGAACGAGACAUUGCCCUGGGAAUGGGCAGUUAACGUCACACUGCACGAGGUACAGGCUGGCAUCCAACGUGAAACGGUCUCCAGUUUCCAGUUUCAGCAGCUGCUCUCCAACCUCACUGCUCUGAAACUGGGUAGCAACAGGAGCAUUCCGAUCCACCUAAUGGAUGUUGCCCUGGUAACAGCACAGGCCGGCCUAUCGCCCCGCGCAACCUGGGUGGAGGAGUGUGUGUGUCCCGAAGGCUACAUCGGACAGUUCUGUGAGGCGUGUGCCCCGGGUUACAAGCGGGAGAUACUAUUUGGAGGGCCACUCAGCCCCUGUGUGGCCUGUACCUGUAACCAACAUGGAAGCUGUGAGCCGGAAUCAGGUAUUUGCCAGUGUGUACACAACACUGUCGGACCGUCCUGUGAGUACUGUGCGAGUGGUUACUAUGGCAACCCCUUCCGCGGCAGAUACAACGAUUGUAAGCCGUGCCCAUGCCCGGCUCAGUCUAACUGCACCGUGUUGGAAGAGAGAAAUGAGGUGGUCUGUACGGAUUGUCCAGAUGGACAGACAGGCAUGCGUUGUGAAACGUGUGACGAUGGUUUCUAUGGUGACCCACUGGGCCUUUGGCAGGGGUAUGUCCGCCCAUGCAGCCGGUGUCAGUGUAACGGGAAUACCGAUCCGAACGCCGUGGGGAACUGCAAUCCGGUAACAGGACAGUGUCUGAAAUGCUUGUUCCACACAGUGGGCCAUUACUGCGAUACGUGUGAGGACGGAUUCUAUGGCAAUGCUCUGGCCCCCAGCCCAGCUGGAAAGUGCCAACCAUGCGCCUGUGAUCCCAUUGGCUCAACCAAUGGGCUUCAGACCUGUGACCCUGGGCGUGGCCAGUGUGAGUGUCUGCCCCACGUGAUUGGCCGAGAUUGCAGCCGAUGCGAGCCUGGUUACUAUGACUUGCGACCCACAGUGGGGUGCCUCAGCUGUGCCUGCCACCCCCUGGGAUCACGGAACAGUUUCUGCCAGGGACAGACUGGGCAGUGUAACUGCCGGCCUGGUGUUGGAGGCCGGGCAUGUGAUCGAUGCCAACGGGGUUACUUUGACCUCUCAGAGUGGGGCUGUCAAGCGUGUGACUGCUCUCCCCUGGGAUCCGUGGGGAUGCAGUGCCUGGGGGACGGCUCCUGUCUGUGUAAGACUGGCUUCGUGGGAAGGAAGUGUGAACAGUGCCAGGAGAAUUAUUACUACGAGGCUUCGACCUUUCACUGCCAGCUGUGCCCGACCUGCUACAACCUGGUUCAACUUGAGGUGGAGCAGCUGAAACACCGGAUCCGGGAGCUGGGUGAGGCCCUGACCAGGUUCAGCCAUGACCCUGAGCAGCUGUACCAGCUCUACACCAAUCACCUCCAGUCAUCCCUACAGGACAUGGAGGCACAGGCCGUGCAGGGGUCUGGGGCUCACUCUGUGGAGCUCGUGGGUGAGGUCGAGAUGACUCUGGCCCGAAUUGGACAGGAGCUGAGUAACAUCAGUCGCAGUCUGGACUGUGAGGGCAGUGAGCUGAAACGCUGCAUUGUGGUAGCUGCCAGCAAGAGGAUUGUCCAGAAUACCCUGACCCAGCUCCAGGCAACGAGAGACAUCCUCAACACCAAGAUGCCGUGGUUGAUUCAUCGCUCCCCCAGUGAGGAAGGGCGGAACUGGACAGGACUGGUUAAGGAGUCUCGUUCUCUCGCAGAAAGCCAGGUCAGAACCGCGAUGGAGGUCGAGUCAAUAGUGAGAGAUGCCUUGGCUACCUCGAACCAAAGCUACAUCCUCCUGACGGGCAUCAUCCAGGACGACUCCAUAGCCGCUGACAUCAUGGAGGCCGAGCAGAGCCUCCAGUCCCUGCAGAGUCAGAUGGAGGAGCUGGCCGAGGAAGCGGACAAGGCGCUGAAGGAGGCCAAGAGGUUGUACGUGUCUACCCAUCCAACCCGGGGGGCAAACCUCACUCUGCCUCCAAGCCUCACCGAGCCCCAGCCUGAGGGCUGGAACAAUUUCACAGCCGAAAUUGAGAAUUUGGAAAGUGCUCUUCAGGUCAAAGACCAGCAAAUUGAGAAGCUGCUUCUGGAGGUGGAACCCCGAGUUAAGGCCUUCCAGAUGGGAAUGGAAACCAAGGAGAUGUACGACGAGCUUCUGAGUCGUGUUAAAUCUUCCAGGGCCACUGCGAGAGCAUCAGUUCAGAAAGUCAAACAGAUCAAAGAGGAGGGAAUCUCUCUGCUGAAAAUCUUGGAAGACAAUAAGACACCAGCUGGCAAGCUCCGAGGUAAAGGGAGUUUGCGGAAGAUGGGUGCGAUCAAGGGGAAGGUGAUGCCAGAGGCCAAGAGGAAGACCGCACUCGCCCGGAGAAUAUUGCGAGUUGCUGGCUCCAGUUCUACCAUCAGUAAUACCACCGCCAGCCGGGCUUGGCACAUCAACCAAGGCAUCGCAAAGGAGGCCCAAAAGCUCAGGAGACGAGCCCAGGACCAGGCCACGCAAUCAGGCUCACUCCGCACUCGGCUGGACAUCACGCAGGGUCAGCUGGCCACCCAGGAGGAGCAGGCCGCAGCCUUCAAGGUGAAACUUCAGGAGGACGGCACAACAGCAGCCAAGGUCCUUCAUGAAACACUGGCCAUGGGCAAGGAGGUGAAGAAAGCCAGACAGUCCCUCGAUCGUGACCUGAAGCAAUUAACUGAGUUACUGAAGACAGUCGAGAGCCUUCAGGUUGACCAGGUGACGGAGGAAAUGCUGAAUACAACCAAGGCCGAGAUGGGAGCCCUGAGGUGGGUGAUCGAUCAGACCCUGGACCAGAAGCUGCGGGAGCUGGAGGCUGCCUCCGACUUACAGAUCCUGAAGAUGAAAUCAAUCGAAAAGGACAUGGAGGACAUUGAGGCAGAGAAGCUUAGCCUGGAGGACAUCGUUGAGAACCUGCCUCAUGGCUGUUAUAACCGAGUGGGAUACUAGAGGGGGAAGGCAGGCUGGAGAAGAGAGAGGCGUUCACUCUAGGUGUCUUUGUGUAAUUAUCUCGAGAUGGUUGCCGUUGACAACGUAGUAAUUUGAUUGGGCAUUUAAUCCCCUUUGACCCAUUUUACUCCAUUCUCCUAGCCUCUUAUAGCUUGAACUGGGUCAAGAACUGGGUUUCACCCUCCAGUAUAUCAUUGACCGUACCUCCCUCAUGUUUGUUGGACAACGUGGUGCCAUUGGGACAAUGAUGGCAUCUCAUUGUUCACACACAGCCCACCUGGAGCCUAGACUCCAUGGACUCUGGAUCCAUUGUGGUCCGCCAGACUGCCCUUUCAUCAACUGAGUGGCGAGUGAGCCGCGCCUGUGUUGGUCAGAGAGCCAUGUUGACCAGACUGAGGAAGGCUGGCAGAUUGCCAGACUCGAAAGGCCAUUAAAGAACCAGAUGGGGUUUCACAGUCUCCCUGACUGAGAGAUGCUUUUUAUUUUAUAUACCCAGAAGUCCUAUUGUACAGAACAACGGCUUUCCCACCACCCAGUCACCAUGACUUUUUUUGUUUUUGAAUCUUUCUUUAAUCACAACUGAAUGACCUUCCACCACCAAA